CCGCGCAGCUCGACGGAUGCAGCGCCUGGAGGCGCAUACCCAGCACCGUCCACCGCCAACCGCCGUCUGUUUCCCUGCCACCGUCUAUCCUCACCCGUCGCGUGCACAAUGAAGAUCAAGCUCAAAGCCCCCGGCGCCGCCGUCGACGCGCCUGCCCAGUCCCCGCCGAACGACGCCCCCAGGCUGCCUGGCCUGAAGCUGAAGCUGAAGCCCUCGGGGCCGUCGCCAGUCGACUCGGCCGAGAGCCAGAACGGCGAUGCGCUCAAGCAGAAGCGCAAAUACAUCAAGAAGCCCAGGCUCGACGACGGCGGGAACGCACCGCCCGCAGCCAAACUCGGCCCGAAGAAGAGGGCGCGUGAGGAUGGCGAGGAAGGCGACCCGCCAGCAAAGCGCAAGCCGAAGCCCACGGCAAAGAGCCUGGCCAUGGUGGACGAGGACGAGGACGAGGACGACGUCGUUGAGCCCAAGCAGCCAGCCCCGCGACUGCCCCCUGUGCGUACCCAGUCCAUCAAGCUGUCCAUCAAGCCCAAAACACCCCAGAGAUCGGGCACCGCACUGCUCAAGGUCAAGGGCGCGGGGAGAAAGCCCGUCAGGCCGUUCGGCGUGGGGUACGACAGCGAGGCCGAAGACGCAGAGGACGACCCAGCCAUCGAGUCGCAGUUCGUUCUGCGCAUGCUGCCAGGCCCGGACUGCGAUGUGCUGCGCAAGUCCAUCGAGGAGAAGACGAUCGGCAAGAGCAUGACACAGGGCGGCCCAGGCGUCUACUUCCGCUUCUUCGACCGCGAGGGCCGCCGCGCCAUGGUCACCAUACAGGGUCGCAGCUACGCGGCUUCCAUGGUCGAGCUGCCCAGCGUCAUUGAGUCGAUGAAGAGCUGGAACAAAAAGGACUGGGUCAAGACAGCAGACGUGUGCCAGAUGCUUCUGGUUCUGGGCCCAGUCCAGAGCGAGGACGAAGCGAAAAAGUACCCUCGUCCAUCCUACGUCGACCCAGAUUCCCACCGCUUUCCUCACGGCCUGACGCCGCCCAUGCGCUGGGCUCGCAAGCGACGCUUCAGACCCCGCAAAUCCUAUCUCGAUGUGGAACGAGCUGAGACGCAGAUGAACGAACUGCUAGCAGCUGACGAGAAUGCCGAGUCUUCGAAAUAUGAUCUCGUUGAUAGUGACCACGAGUCGAGUGAAGCAGAGUCCAGCGAAGAAGACGAGGAAGACGAGGAGAUGGCAAACGCUUCACAGAUAGCACAGACGCCUGUCGAAGAAGUCGACGCCGUCGAUCUCGAGCAGAUGUUCAUGGAAGAUGACGACAUGGAGAUACAAGGCAAUCCCGAGGACUUGAAUGCUCUGUUCGGUGGCAGCGACAACAAUGCCUUGUUUGGUGAUGGCGGUAGUGUUACUAUCAACGUCGGGACAGCAGCCACCGCCCACGAUGUCGCCAUGCACGCUCUCAGUCACAACAGCAACAUUGUAAUUGAGACAGAUACUGCAGCAUCUACCCCAGCAGCAGCUACAUCCGCAGAGGACGACGACGACGAUGACGAUGCCGACUCAGAGGAUGACGAAGUCGACGAAGCUGCAGCAGCUGAAGAAGCACGUAAAGAGCAGCUGCGAGCCGAGAUUGUCGAGUUGGACAGGGCCAUCCAGCAGAGCAUUGAAGCACGCGACCGGCAGAACAACCACAUCUUCAAGAAGCGUAUGCAGAUCACCAUCGACAAGCAGGUAGUGGAUCGCGACAUCAAGCGCAAGCAGCUGGGUGAGGAUCCCGACGAUUAGGCAUUACGUCUUCCAUGUGUUUUCCUCGGGCUUGAGAGACACGCAUAUCCUGUCUGCGCGAUUUCAGGAGUCAGUCUACUAUCAUAAUGGAGUUCUUGCAUUGCGUGGAGUUUAGGCUAUGGACAUCGGAAACUGAGGGGACCAGCAACUGGUGUUUUGGUAGGCGUUACUUUCUAGUCGAGUUAUUCUAUCAAUCAUAGUCUUGUAGAUGUACAGUCUUCCCAAGGUUCUGUCCACAUGUUUUUCGGCUGUCUACAUGUUAUAAUGGGUAUCGAGUCUUGCUCCUAGCAGCCUGGCAUAGUGAAUGAUAUCGGCAGCCCAACUUUCACCACUGUACCUUGUUGUGUCC
This is a messenger RNA of Dothidotthia symphoricarpi CBS 119687, 2116 nucleotides long. RefSeq lists its product as uncharacterized. The transcript has a single exon. NCBI's taxonomy places the organism in Eukaryota, Fungi, Ascomycota, Dothideomycetes, Pleosporales, Dothidotthiaceae. Gene Ontology annotation, molecular function: RNA polymerase II general transcription initiation factor activity. Gene Ontology annotation, biological process: RNA polymerase II preinitiation complex assembly; transcription initiation at RNA polymerase II promoter. The coding region runs from base 109 to 1767 and encodes 552 amino acids. The record is from RefSeq and is a predicted model, not a curated record. Gene Ontology annotation, cellular component: transcription factor TFIID complex.